UUUUAUUUAUAUUUUUAUUUUUAUUUUUAUUUUUAUUUUUAUUUUUAUUUUUUUUAUUUUUUUUUUUUUAAGUCAAGUUACUUUUAAGUCCAAAUCUCAAUAAAUCUAAUUUUUUGGAAUGUUCUGUGUAAUAAUAUAACAAAAUGUUCUCGUAAAUAUUCUAUUUUAGUUAUAACUUAAAAAAAAGAAAAAAAAAAAAAAAAGAAAAAUUAAAAAAAAUAAAAAUUAAAAAAAAUAAAAAUUAAAAUAAAUAAAAUUUUCCAAAAUUUUAAAAUUUUUUUUAACAUAUAACUACACACAAAUUAUUUAUUAAACACACAAUAAAGAAAUAAGAAAAAAGGGACAGAGGAUAAAAUAAAGUACACUUCUAUUUUUUCAAUAAAAAGUACAUAAAUUAUAAUAAUAUAAAUAAAAUACAAUUAUAUUAGCAAUAACAAUAAUAAUAACAAUAACAAUAACAGUAAUAAUUAAUAAUUAAUAAUAAUAAAUAGUAAUAAUAAAUAAUAGAUAAUAUAAAUACAGUGAAAUAUAUAAUAAUAAUAUAUAUAAAUAAUUUAUAAUAAAAUUAUAAAUAAAAUUUUACACUUUUAAAAGUGAAAAUGGAAACAUUUGAAAGCGAAAAUCUUUUAAGUGAUGAAAAAAGGAGCUAUCAAGUAGUAGGUCAAAAUACGCCAAAUAAAUAUUGGAUAGGUUUAAUAAUUAUAUUACUUUCGAAUAUUUCUUUAUCUAUAGUUUCAGUUUCAAUUUGGCCCUAUUUACAUUAUAAUAAUCUUUCAAUAUAUGUUUUUGCUAUUAGCAUAAGUGGAUUUCAUACAGGGGCAAGCAUUGGUAGAAAAUUCUUUUCAUAUUACAUAGAAAAAACACAAAGUUAUUGGUUAUUAUUAUUUACAUCAUUAGCGGUUACUUUUAUUGGAGAUAUUCUUUAUGCAGCAAUACCAGAUUCAACAUUCGUUUUAAUAAGCAGAGCAAUCGUUGGAUUUGGAACUGGUAGUCAAGUUAUAUUACAAAGUUUACUUACAGACUCAUCUGAUCCAAUUUUAUUGAAAACUAGAAUUUCAAAAGUAUCUCUUGCAACAUCUUUUGGUUAUAUUAUAGGUCCUGCAAUAAUUGCAAUCAUUUCAUCGAUCAAUUUAACAACUGCAUUAAACAUUAAAGAUGGUUUAUUAGUUUUAGUUUGGCUUUCUGCUUUCUUAACCUUUUUAGCAAUGGUAAUAGCUAUAAUUGGUAAAUUUACUGAUAACUCGAUUUCACGACAUUAUCAAUCAAACUUGGGUACAAGUGGCGAAAUAGAUGAAGGUUCAUACCAAGUAUAUAAUAAGAAUAUUUUUAGAGCACCAAAAGCAUGUUGUAUUAUACCACCAAAGGUUUUAGUUGUAAUAUUUGGUUUCACACAUUUUUUAAUUUUUAAUGCAGGAAUGGUUUUAGAAACUUUAAUUAUACCGUUUUUAACAGAUGUUGGAGGAGUUAGUAGUUACAAUUGGAAUUUAACAAAAAUAUCAUUGUUUUUCAUGGGAUUAGGUGUUUCUUGUGCAAUCACUUUAUUUGUCUCAAAAAAGAUUACAGAUCAAAGUUUAUUACUCAUAGGCAGUGUCAUGCUAAUGGUUGUAGGCUAUGGUUUUAUGAUCGUUUGGAGCUUACCAGAUUCCAAGAUUGUAACAAACGUUGAAAAUUUAGAUCCACCAUUAGUAAGAUUCCUUUUGGGUGUUGUUUCAGUGGCCAUUGGUUUCCCUCUUGCUGUUACAAGCUCCAUCACAUUGUUUUUCCAACUUUUCUCUGGUCAAUCAAGUUCAUUCUAUUCAACCUUUUUCCAAUUUGCGUCAAAUUUUGGUAGAUUAUUAGGACCUGUUUGGGCUGCUUUAAUUUUCUCCUAUGUCAAUUCAAACUUUACUUUCUUAUUUGCUUUUAUUUUAUGUUUAGUCUCAUUGUUUUUCUUAAUUAUUACGAAAAAAUCAAUUAGAUAUAUAAAUACAACAACAAGUCCAAAAAAAAAUCCAAUUAUAAGUAUAAAUGACGAAGAUGACAAUAAUCAAUUUUAAAGUUUAAUUUAAUUAAAAAACUUUAAUGAUUAGGGAUAAAUUAUUUAGUGUUAAUAUAUAAUAAUAAACAUAUAGUUUUUUUUUUUUUUUUUUUUUAAAAUAAAAAAAAAAAUUAUUUAUUUG
Molecule: messenger RNA, 2159 nt
Organism: Dictyostelium purpureum
Lineage: Eukaryota; Evosea; Eumycetozoa; Dictyosteliales; Dictyosteliaceae
Exons: 5
Coding region: 600-2036 (478 amino acids)
Biological process (GO): transmembrane transport
Cellular component (GO): lysosomal membrane
Molecular function (GO): transmembrane transporter activity
Source: RefSeq, a predicted model, not a curated record